UUCAACGAAGAGUAUCGUUGCACGGUGUGGUGGGUCUCAGGAGUAAAGAAGUAACGAAAAUGGAUUUCAUUCUUUCUCAAAUGCAAGCUUCUCCUCACCUUUUCAGUGCAAAGGUUGUGCUUUCAAAAGUGGACUGUAGCCAGUUCAGGAAUGUGCCACCAGUGCUGAUGGAAACUUCCUCCUCUUCGUCAUCUUCUGAUGACAGCUGCGACAGCUUUGGCUCAGAUGGCUUUGUGAAAAAAGAGGUUGGCAACAGAAAUGUCAAAGACCUAGCCGUUAUUUUUGAUGAGGACUCCGAUACAGAGUCUUUCUGUGGUUUUUCAAGUGAAGAGCUCACAGAUGUCAUGGAUGCAAUGAAAAUGGACUCGGUGGAGGAUGAGUCUCUGAAGCUGUCGAGUAAGAGUAAGGCCCCAUUCAAUCUAAAGGUGGCACUCAAGUUCCCAGCAAAGCAUCAAGGGAGAAAAAGAGCCCCCCCUACCCUUUCUGUGCCCAAGGCACGGGGCCGUAGCUCCGAUUCAGAUUUGGACUCUGAUGAAGAGAAAGGCAUGAGCUUCAUUGAGAAGAGGGCAUUGAACAUCAAGGAGAACAAGGCCAUGCUUGCAAGGCUAAUGGCAGAGCUGAAGCACAUGCCGGGUCUUUCCAGUAUGCGGAGGUCUUUUCCUUUGACACAUAUGCAGCCGCGGAACCCUCCUCGUCGUUCACUUGGCACAGGGCCUGCACGGCGAAAUCCAGAGCGCAGCUCACGGAUUCAUACCCGCUCCCGUUCACUCAUCGACGGUCCCCCGAGCCCCACCCCUGAAGAGGACAGCGAUGAUGACAAAUACAGCCUUGUCAGAAGGAGGAAGACGUGGGAUGAUAUGGCCGAACCUCGCAGGAGGAGCUCAGGUGGUUUAAUGGCCAUUCCUCAUGUGGUGCGUCCAGUAGAAGACAUUACGGAAAUGGAGCUGGACAACAUCUGCUUCAACGUCCGUGAGAAACUGUACAACAGAGAGACAGGAUCUACUUGUCACCAGUGCCGGCAGAAGACCACCGACACAAAAACAAAUUGCCGGAAUCCUGAUUGCGUAGGAGUAAGAGGUCAGUUUUGUGGCCCAUGUCUGCGGAACCGCUACGGAGAGGAAGUGCGUAAUGCCCUCCUGGAUCCUAGCUGGUAUUGUCCACCUUGUCGAGGUAUAUGUAACUGUAGUUUCUGUCGACAACGGGAAGGCCGCUGUGCUACUGGUGUCCUAGUCUACUUGGCGAAAUAUCACGGAUAUGACAACGUGCAUGCCUAUCUGAAAAGCCUCAAGAAAGAGCUGGAGCAAGAGGAAGAAAAUGCAAACUGCAGUUCUUAAAAUGCACUGAAAAAUUUGAACAGUCUGGUACUGUUGAAGUCAAUGUGUUUGUGUGCGGCUGCCAUUUACUUCUUAAAACACAUUUGUUUUGGGUUGUGCUGUCCAUUAUCUGUACUGGUGAUCUGUUGCCUGUCAACAUCUAAAACUAAUUCAAAUCGUGCAAAUGGUUUGAUUAAUAUAAGCACUACUGCCCCUAGACAAUACUUGUAGAAAGUCAUCCUACUUUGCCAGGUAUGCCACUAAAAUGUUUUGAGGUUGUGACCAUGAGGCACCAUGGAAAAUGUAGUCUGAUUAUUUAAUAGGCUACCCGAAGAGAGGGAAUUACACCUUCCUUAUCUCUGAGCCCCAUUUGGUGGGCAAAAACUAAACAAAUUAUGUGUUUUGCAUUCUGUGGACUAAGUCCUUUAUUUUACAUUGGAGAGGUUUUACACCCUGGAGAUUUCCUUCAUGGGUGAAGCCUGGCUGGUGGUGCUAUUUCGGUUGAGGCAGCUAAUUGAUGUUUACUGUAUAUACUCGCGUAUAAGUCGGGUCUUGAAACCCAAAAAAAUCGAUUAUAAAAUCA
Polypterus senegalus (gray bichir) is the source of this 1896-nucleotide messenger RNA. It is a transcript of the gene cdca7a, whose product is annotated as cell division cycle associated 7a. NCBI's taxonomy places the organism in Eukaryota, Metazoa, Chordata, Cladistia, Polypteriformes, Polypteridae. The record is from RefSeq and is a predicted model, not a curated record. Gene Ontology annotation, cellular component: nucleus. Bases 60 to 1334 code for a protein of 424 amino acids. Gene Ontology annotation, biological process: regulation of DNA-templated transcription. The transcript is spliced from 10 exons.